Molecule: messenger RNA, 558 nt
Organism: Phymastichus coffea
Lineage: Eukaryota; Metazoa; Arthropoda; Insecta; Hymenoptera; Eulophidae
Product: nucleolar transcription factor 1-like
Molecular function (GO): DNA binding
Source: RefSeq, a predicted model, not a curated record
AUGCCAAGAACAAACUGUAUACAUAGUAAAAAAAACAAAAAAGGCUCAGAAUAUUCUGGAUUUGUACGCCAUAUAGCUGAAACUAUCUUUGGCACUGAAACUUUGAAAAACAGCUCGGUUACUGGCAAACAAUCUGGAAGGACUAAAGCUCCGGCAAAGCCAAAACUUGAUCUCAAGUUGUUAGGAGCUGUUAUAGAUAUUUUUAAAUAUUAUUUGGCAAUUGAAGUCCAAUUGGAUCCAGUAAGAGUCGCGCAAGAAGUUAAAGCUACAGGCGAGCAUAUCGCUAGUAAAAUAGCCGAUAUAAAUCGCAAAAGUAAAAAGAAAAUUUGCGAUCCAGAAGGAGCAAGCGAUAAUGUACUUGAGGAGGUAGAGGCACAAGUAACUGUCAAUUUGGAUAGUAUAAAUCAACCAGAAUCAAGUUCAAAAAAUGAGGAAGGUGAAGGCAGCGAUACUGAUGAUGAUGAAAACGACAAUGAUGAUGAUGAUGAUGAUGGGGAAAACGGCAGUGAUGAUGAGGAGAAUAGUGAAGACGAAAUUGAAUCUAAUCAUGAUGAAUAA